Bactrocera dorsalis (oriental fruit fly) is the source of this 951-nucleotide messenger RNA. It is a transcript of the gene mRpL12, whose product is annotated as 39S ribosomal protein L12, mitochondrial. Bases 146 to 697 code for a protein of 183 amino acids. Gene Ontology annotation, cellular component: mitochondrial large ribosomal subunit; ribosome. The record is from RefSeq and is a predicted model, not a curated record. The transcript is spliced from 2 exons. NCBI's taxonomy places the organism in Eukaryota, Metazoa, Arthropoda, Insecta, Diptera, Tephritidae. Gene Ontology annotation, biological process: translation; mitochondrial transcription. Gene Ontology annotation, molecular function: structural constituent of ribosome.
UACCUCAUUCGUUUAAAUAUACCAUUCACAAUUGAAAAAAUAUCUAUUGUGAACAAUUGGUACGAAAACACGGGUUUUGACAGCUGAAACACCGACGAUCAUAUAACAGGCACGUUGUGAUAACAUAAAAUUUUUAAUUGGCAAUAUGAACUUCUCACGCGUCGCUUUGCGUCAAUUCACACGUCACAGCAGCCGUGUACGCAUGUACUCGGCCGAAGCAGCACCUGCUGCGGCCGGUGCCCCUGAAAAAUUGGUGCCUCCGCCUCCAGAGGGUGCUGCCAAGCCACCAAACCCAAAAUUGGACAGCCUUGUCAACAGUAUUGCGGCACUCAACUUACUUGAAGUUUCUGAGCUUAGUGCGUUGCUUAAAAAGAAAUUAAAUUUGCCUGAAACAUCAUUCGUGCCACAAUUUGCUGCCGGCCCAGCACGUCCUGCUUCUGCUGAAGAAGAAGAGGAAGCAGCCGCUCCGAAGAAGGUACAGACCGCAUUCAAAGUGAAGUUACUAAAAUUCGAUGAGAAACAAAAGGUUGCGCUAAUCAAGGAGGUAAAGAAUCUCUUGGAGGGCAUGAAUUUGGUGCAGGCUAAAAAAUUCGUUGAAAGUGCGCCAACUAUUGUUAAAGAAGAUUUACCCAAAGAUGAAGCAGAAAAACUCAAAGAAGCUUUGAGCAAAGCUGGCGCUGUCGUUGAAAUUGAAUAGAUUUGAUGCAUUACCUGAGUUACAUGUGCAGUUAGAAGGAGCUGUAUUAUAUGUAGCGCCCGUUAUUCUUAAAUACAAACAUAGUUUUACACACAUUUAUUUGUGCCUACAAAAAAUGGCUUAUUGUUUUAUUUUCAACUUUAAUUACCAAAAAUAUAAUAAAUAUUAAUGUUUUAUCUCUAAUACACACUUUCUGUAAUACAUUUACAUUUAUUAUACAUUUGUUCGAAAUUAAAAAUCAAACUUUCCAAGAA